This is a messenger RNA of Xyrichtys novacula (pearly razorfish), 4779 nucleotides long. The record is from the annotation of a GenBank genome assembly. Lineage: Eukaryota; Metazoa; Chordata; Actinopteri; Labriformes; Labridae.
AUGAAAAAUACAGGAAAUAAGUUAUUUUCCUCUCCGAACUCAGAAACAGCAGCAGCUCUGCUCUCAGGUCAGUAUCUGUUCAUCUUUAUACAUGUUUGUUUGUUUGUUUAUAGAAUAACAUAAAAUGGUUUAUAGGUAUCAUUGACUUUAAUGAGUUUGUUGUUGAUUCAUAUUCAACCUGUAUAAGAAUAUAACUUUAUUAUAUGAAUAUAACUUCUUAUUUUAAGUAUAAGAAGGAUGGGAACAAAUAGUACAAAGACCAAUAAUCUAAUCAGUCAAAUAUGAAAUGUCGGUACAUGGAGAAACUCAACAUUCUGGAAAUUUAAACACAAAAUAUUUUGGGAAAUGCAAAUAAAUCUGAGAAUUUUUUUCUACUCUUAAUUAUGAAAACAAACAAAAAUUAAGAUAACAAAUACAUUUCACAAACAAAAAUAUGAACAAAUAAUGUUUAAAAACAAAACAAUGUUUUGAAAACAAAAAUAAUUUGGAAACUCAAAUUUAAAAACACUUAAACAUUUGAGAAAACCAAAAUUACUAAAAAAUAAAAUAAAAAAAAAGACUUUGGGUUCAGGACUAUUUCCUUGCUGGCAUUAAAAUGAAGUCCUCCAGUAACAUGAAGGAAAAGAACUUUCAUGGUGAAGUUGGUGGUACCAGAAUUUCCAGUUUUUUAAAGGUUGUGGCAGAGCAGAUUGAAGGUUAACAGGAAGCUGACGAUAAACUACGACAGUCAACAGUUUGCUGUGCCUACCAAAAUAACAGUCAUAAAAAAACAGUCACAAAAGGCAACUGUUUAUGCUGUAUUGGCUGAGUGAGAUCGUGUUGGUUCGUUCCACUUCAGUGGGGCAACAUAAACUGUGAUUCAUUAAAAAGCUCUAUUGAUAGUAAGUACAAAAAAAAAAAAUAUCUACUCAUGUCAUCCUGUUGAUUUUUAGUAAUCAGUGUUUCGGUGUCGAACUAUUUCCCUUCUGCAGUGUAGUGAUACUUGCACACGCGCAAUCGAAUAUGCAGGGGGUGAAGCGAUUUUUGUCACGUGGACCAAUAGGAGCCGAGUCUCGUUGCCAUAGUAUCAGAAAUACACAAACAUGGCGACGAGCGCAUCUCGCAGCGAGACAAGCGAAGAGGAAGAAAAGAAAAGGAAAAAAAGAAAUCAGCCUUCAAAAGUGCAUAAAAAGGAGCAAAACGAUGUUACAUGCAUCUGUCAUCUGUCCAGAGUGAAGACGUUCUCGACUUUACAAGGACACGUCGGGAAACUUACAGAACUAGUAUUAGAAAGUGGCUUUCUCUACAGGGUGAGACAAAUGACUAGUUAGAAAUGUAUGACUCCGAUGAAAGUGAUAGUGAUGCGUUUCUGGCUGGUGACAAAAGUCGGACAGGUAGUCUGAGUAGAUAUUUUAACCCAAAGUCCAGAAGGGUAUUGUCUAUGCAAAAAUGCAUUGAACGAGUAGCACCAACGUAGUUGAACAAAAUUUACUUUCUAGGCACUUUUUCCUUUGUCCCAAUACAGCCUAUGACCUCGAGCGAAGUUUCUUUCGCAGAGUUUCAGAUGCCGUGGACAUGGAUGCAUUGGCGAUGCUGCGUUAAGGGUUUGACUGACCCGCGGCUGCAUCACGUUCUUGUUUCUCAAACCCCUUUUGCAAAUAAAUCGCUGGUAGCAUGUCAUGUGAAACCCAGUGUCAUCAGGAACAUUGUCAAAGUCGAUAUCAACUCAAAGUUUAUAAGUUUCUGCAAGGUCCUUUGUCUCACCCUGUAGAGAAAGACACUUUCUAAUACUAGUUCUGCAAGUUUCCCAACGUGUCCUUGUAAAGUCGAGAACGUCUUCACUCUGGACAGAUGACAGAUGCAUAUAGCAUCCUUUCGCUGCUAGAUGCGCUCGUCGCCAUGUUUGUGUAUUUCUGAUACUAUGGCAACGAGACUCAGCUCCUAUUGGUCCACGUGACAAAAAUCGCUUCACCCCCUGCAUAUUCGAUUGAGCGUGUGCAAGUAUCACUACACCGCAGAAGGGAAAUAGUUCGACACCGAAAUACUGAUGACUAAAAAUCAACAGUAUGGUAUGAGUAGAUAUUUUUUUUUAGUACUCACUAUCAAUAGAGCUAUUUAAUGAAUCACAGUUUAUGUUGCCCCACUGAAGUGGAACGAGAUUCACUUUCUAAGCACUUUUUCCUCUGUCCCAAUACAGCCUAGUUGAUACGAUCUUAUAACCUCCAUAUUUCUGUCCUCAAGCAGGUUCUGAGUCACUCAAACAUGGACCCACAUCUGAAUCCAGCACCAGAUCUCAACAUAAUCCUUCUUGGGAACAGUGGAGUGGGUAAGAGUGCAUCAGGAAACACCAUUCUGGGGCGGAGAGCGUUUACAUCAAAAUUAUCCUUUAGACCAGUGACAAAGGAAAUCACUGUAGAAGAAGGAACUCGGUUUGGGAAGAAGAUCUCAGUGAUUGACACUCCAGGAGUGUUGGGCUCUGAGGGUGAGAUUCGGACCUGGUGUCAGAACCUCCUCCAGACCUCCACACCUUGUUUGUUCCUGGUGGUGGUUGGAAUAGAUCGAUUCACUGAUGAGCAGAAGAACUCUGUGGAGGCAGCUCUGAGGGUGAUCGGGGAUCAAGAGUCUAACUCUUACCUGCUCUUCACAAAAGGGGAAAGGUUGGGUAGUGAGUCACUGGAUGAGUUCAUCAACGCAGAUCCAGAAGGUCCCCUCAGACCUUUUGCUGAAAGGUUUGCAGGGAGACUUCAUGUGUUCAACAAUGAGGACAGAGGACAAGAACAAGUGAAAGAGCUGCUGGAGAAAUCAGGCCACCUCAGAGACGGUAAGUUAUGACGCCAGACACAAGAUAGAAUAAGCAGAAAUAACUCUAACCCCUAACCCUCUUCUUCCUGAACCUUCUUCUCAUGUCUAAUCUAUGUUAAAAUGGGACCGGCCUCCUAUGAGAGGUACGUCCAUGGAGUUGUUGUCACCUUGACUGUUGACCUAGUCUCUCCCAGAGUCGUGAUGAUCCCCGUUCAAAGAUGAGCGGUUGGAGUUGUUGUUAUCAGGACUUCUCCUGAAGUCAUGAUGAUCCCCUCUCAUAGGUGUGUCUCUGGGGUUAGAGUUUCCUGGACUAGUUUCUUCAGUUGUUACCAUCCUAGUUCCUCAUGAAGACUCUUUGCAGUACUUCUCGUGGUAUACCCCAAGGAUUAGUCCUUGGAUCAUUAUUAUUUUUAUGUAUAUUGAUGAGUGUAGUGGCUAUUUGUCAACAACGAUAAAAUCAAAAGGCCACUGAGGGCACCGGGCAGCGAAUCUUACUCAGAAAGUGCGUGCAGGUAAUGAGUCCAUUGUCCAGCCAGAAAGUGGAUUUUUAGGCAGGUUUAUUUCAGCUCUGGAACAUUAGAGAAGAUGGUAAAUUGCUUGGUCUCAGGCCUACUGCUCUUUCAGGUAAAAAACCGUGUGCCCUCGCGGUGCAUACUGCCUGCCUGAGUGGCUGCAUCAACUAAGUAAAUUCACCUGUGUGCCCAAAUUGCCCAAGUCCUUCAAAAUAAAAGUGCGUAGCUGUGACCCAAAAUAACUGAAAUUAUAUGACUGAAACUGAAUCUAUUAAGCAAAGCAAAAUGAAAAAUAAGCAUUAAAUAAAUAAUACUAAAUAGCAAAAUUACUUAAUAGCUUCCACAAUGAGUUAUGUAGGGUUUCAAACAAACUAUUAUUGUUAUUACUAUUAUUACAGCUGAAGUUUGGGGACGGGGAUCAAAGUGACCAAAAUAAAACCACCAAAACUUUGUUGUUCCCCAAAAAGUGAGAAAGAGUCUUGGCUACCUUAGUGUUUCAUACGUUUUAAAAACAUGAUAAUUCACUCAUUCAUACCCAUCACAGUAUAAACUCAUGUGCCUGUUAAAUAUUAGAAUCAGAGUGUAUUAGGAACAGUAAAUGAAAUGUAAAAUGAAUUAUGUGCUUUUGGUCACUAAAUCCAUGUUCCUCAUGUCCUCUCAUUCUUCUCCCUUAGAUUCUCGCCCCAUAAGUGAGAGGAGAGUUGUUCUGCUGGGUUUACCUGGAAAAGGAAAGAGUGCUUCAGGAAACACCAUCCUGGGCUCAGAGAGGUUCAGAUCAGACUGUGACCCUGACCCCGUCACCACAAAGACUGAUUCUCGAUCAGCCAUAGUGGAGGGACGUCAAGUUACCGCGGUCGACACUCCUGGCUUCACAGAUAAAGUUCUGUCUCCCGAAAAGCUGUUCAAUGAGAUCAUAGAGUCAGUAAAAAAGGCUGAACCAGGUCCUGACGCCUUCCUCAUAGUCGUGGAGAUCGGAAGAGUCAUGCCAGUAGAGAUUGAAAUGCAUGAGUUUCUUCUCAAGAUGUUUGGUGAACAUGCUGAAAAGUACUUCAUGGUUUUGUUCACUCAUGGUGAUAAGCUGAGGGGUAGACCCAUUGAGACCUACAUCAAUGGUAAGAGAGAGCUGAAAGAUCUGGUCGACCGCUGUGGAGGCAGAUAUUGUGUCUUUGACAACACAAAGAUAGGAAACAGGGAGCAGGUCAGAAAACUCCUGGAUGAAAUCGAUGUCAUGGUAAAAACUAACGAACAGCGCUUCACCUCUGAGAUGCUGAAGAAGCCACCUACCUGGCUUGAAUCCUUAUGGGAGUGUUUUUUACAGCUGCUGGCUAAAAUAAAAAAGGCCUUAGGCUUUGGCAAAAAAGGAGGAGCUGAUGGGAACAGAGAGAGCGGGGGAGGAAAAUAUGAGAAGCUCAGGGAGGAUGACUGUGAGCUUAAGAAGGUUACAGUUGAUAAGACUGGGGUAGAGGAUAUUGGGAGUUCUGAAUGA